Zootoca vivipara (common lizard) is the source of this 6794-nucleotide messenger RNA. The record is from RefSeq and is a predicted model, not a curated record. NCBI's taxonomy places the organism in Eukaryota, Metazoa, Chordata, Lepidosauria, Squamata, Lacertidae.
UGAGUGCUCACUGGAAGGACAGAUCCUGAAGCUGAGGCUCCAAUACUUUGGCCACCUCAUGAGAAGAGAAGACUCCCUGGAAAAGACCCUGAUGUUGGGAAAGAUUGAGGGCACUAGGAGAAGGGGACGACAGAGGAUGAGAUGGUUGGACAGUGUUCUCGAAGCUACGAACAUGAGUUUGACCAAACUGCGGGAGGCAGUGGAAGACAGCAGUGCCUGGCAUGCUCAGGUCCAUGGGGUCAUGAAGAGUCGGACACGACUAAACAACAAAAUUCUUGCCUCUGUCUUCCCUGACUUAAUUUGAGUAAGAACCCUCCAGUACUUAGUCUAAGAAUCUGUCUUCAAUAGCAGACCUGAUACUAUUAUAUGGAAAGAAAAGCAUGUCUGAGCAGGUGCAGAGUGCUUUUCCCUCACUGGCUGCUGUCUUCUACCACCCUACACACUAAAUAUUCACCAGCAGGUUACCUCUGAGUGAAGAUGUAGGCAAGGCUAUCCAGCAUAAAAUCUGAGCCCACAUCUCUAAACACACACACACGGCUCUGCCCCUUCCCUCCCUCAUUCCAGCAACCCUACUCCCACACUGGGAGAAGACACUUCAAAAAAACCAUGUGAUUGCACUCUGAAUUAGGUUGAUUAAAAAAACUAAGGUGGAAAUUGUCAUUAGAUCAAUAGUCACUGAUUACUUUUGACACAAUCCUGCUGAAGAGGAGCUGCACUGUGUUUCUCAUCCAUUGUGGUGCUUACCCAAUCUCCAUUGAGCUUUCUAGACGGGAUGCAGUACGUUAAUGGAAGUUUGUUUUUAUACCUGUUAUUAAAUAAAAAGGAAUGAAAUGUUAUUUUGUAAAGCUUUUUAAAACACUGCAUUUACUGACUGAUCCAUUGGGUGUCACUGUUCACCAAGGAGGAGAGAAACUGGAUUGAACCAGAUAGAUCACGGAGAUGCAAAGACACAAAAGGUUUAUUAUAAUCUCUGACCUAAAAGAAAAAGGAGGAUCUUGUUUGAUGGAAAAUAAAAGGAAGCCUUAAACAGGCACAUUAGUCUAUUAAGAGAGCCUUUAAACACUGGUGCUUGUUAUCUAUGGACUGAUAGGACCUGGCAGAGGCUGAAAUGGCUUGUAUACAAAUACUCUUGGAUAGAAGGAGACGGUCAUCCUGCCUUGUACUGCUAGCUGUUUUUCAGGCAGUUGCUGGACAGAUCCAUUAUUCAGUUCCUGAGGAACUGCAGGAAGGUUCUUUUGUUGGGGAUAUCUCACAGGAUCUGGGAUUGGAUAUGAAGCAACUCUUGCCUGGCGGUGUCCAGAUUAUUACAGAAGGUAGGACACAAUAUUUUGCCCUCAAUUUCCAAAAUGGCCAUUUAUAUAUUAAUGAAAGACUAGAUAGAGAAGAAAUAUGUGGACGUCUGUUAACUUGUAUUUUGAAGUUGGAGAUUCUUAUUCAGGAGCAGCUAAAAGUCUAUACAGUAGAAAUUGAAAUCGAAGAUAUCAAUGACAAUGCGCCAGCCUUCCAAGUGGAGACAUUGCAGCUAAAUAUCCCAGAAAGUACACCUGUGGGAUCCCGAUUCCUCCUUCCAGAUGCACAGGACCCAGAUUUAGGAGUGAACGCUUUACAGAGCUAUCAAAUCAGCCCUAACAGACACUUCUUUCUUGAUGUGCAAAUGACAGCAAGUGGAGCCAAAUAUGCUGAGUUAGUACUGGAAAAGUCUAUGGACCGAGAAGGCCGCAGGUUUGACAUGCCUGACUUAAUCCUUACAGCCAGUGAUGGGGGGAAUCCUGUCAAAUCCGGAACUGCACACAUCAAAGUUUCUGUUGAAGAUGCAAAUGACAAUGCGCCAGUUUUUUCAGAAUCUGUUUAUAAAGUGACCACUGCAGAAAACAUUCCUGUUAAUUCCCUGCUUGUAGCAGUCCAUGCUACUGAUCUGGAUGAAGGCAUUAAUUCAGAGAUAACAUAUGCAUUCAGGCAGGUAUCAGAAAAGGCUUCAAAUAGUUUCCAUUUGGAUCCGAGAACUGGAGAAGUAAGGGUGAGGCAGGAGAUAGAUUUUGAAGAAUGUGCUUUGUAUGAAAUGGAGGUCCAAGCUCGUGAUGGAAGAGGCUUAUCGGGUCGAGCGAAUAUUUUGUUGGCUAUUACUGAUGUAAAUGAUAAUGCACCAGAAAUUGCAGUCACAUCUCUUACUAAUGCUGUGAGUGAAGACUGCCCAGAAGGAACGAUAAUUGCCCUGUUAAAAGUAAUAGACAGAGAUUCUGAAGACAAUGGGCUGGUUACCUGCUCCAUCUUUGGCAACCCGCCAUUUCAUUUAGAGAAAACGUUUGAUAAUUAUUACAGUUUAGUGACUGGCAGAGCCCUGGACCGAGAAGAUGUAUCUAAUUACAAUGUUACAGUUAUUGCAACAGAUAAAGGAAAUCCUCCUCUCUCCACAACCACCACUAUUCAACUGAAAAUACUAGAUAAAAAUGACAAUCCACCCACCUUUAAAAAGAAGUCCUAUAUUACUUCAAUUACAGAAAAUACUUCAGCUGGAGCCUCUGUUUUAACACUAAAAGCAACUGAUCCUGACUGGGAGAUGAAUGGCAAAAUUACUUAUUCAAUCACUGAAGGUGAGAUGAGUUACUCCUUCUUCUCCUCCUGCCUUUCUAUAAACUCUGAGACUGGAGUAAUCUAUGUCUUACGGUCUUUUGAUUAUGAAGAGAUUCAAGAGAUUAAGUUCCUGGUCAAAGCCCAAGACGGAGGUUCUCCACCACUCAGCUCCAAUGUCUCAGUGACUCUCUUCAUCCUGGACCAAAAUGACAAUGCUCCCCAAAUCCUAUACCCCUCCCCUCCCACCGACGGCUCCACAGGGAUAGAGCUGGCCCCUCGCUCCUCUGAGCCAGGCUACCUGGUUACUAAGGUGGUGGCCGUGGAUGCGGACUCUGGCCAGAAUGCCUGGCUCUCCUACCAGCUGAUCAAGGCCACUGAGCCAGGGCUCUUCACUCUGGGGCUCCACACGGGAGAGAUCAGGACAGCCCGCUUCUUUCUGGAGAAAGAUGCCCUCAAGCAAAGCCUGGUGGUUUUAGUCAAGGACAAUGGGCAGCCUCCAAUGUCGGUUUCAGUCACUGUUACUGUGGUCUUGGCUGACAGCAUCCCUGACAUGCUCACUGAUCUGGGCACCAUCUCAGCUCCUAUCAGUCUUGAGUCUGACCUCACUUUCUACCUGGUGACUGCAGUGGCUUUUGUCUCCUGCUUGUUCUUCACUUUCCUCCUUGUAUUAUUGGUACUAAGGCUUCGUAAGUGGAGACAUUCUCAGUUAUGUGACACUGGAAGUGUAAAUUUAAAUGGGGUUCCUGUUUCACAGUUUGUAGGCAUUGAUGGAGUCAGGGCAUUUCUUCAGACUUAUUGCCAUGAAUUUUCACUCAGUUCGGGCUCUCGGAAAAGUCAGAUUUUUUUCCCCAUUGAAAGCUGUACAAACACACUGACAGGACAUCAGGCUUCUCAAAUCUCUGGACCUCUGUUUACUGCAAAUGAUUCAAAUAUCAAUAAGGAAGGGCAGAGCUGCAAACAGGUAUGUUUUGCAUUCACUAAACUUUGAAAAGGUUUUAUAAAUUGGUGAUGAAUAUUUGUGUGAAAAUUGCUCUCUAAGAUUAUGUCAAUAUAUUUAUCUAGUUGUAUUAUUUUUACCCUUUAUUUAAUGUUCAAGAAUAACUUCACUGCAGCUGAACAAGUGUUUCUGUAAGAAUCACUGUAAGAACUGAAACAUUUAACAAAUCUUUAUAAUCUUGAAGAUAAUUUUGCCUUUUUUUACUUAUUCACACUGUAAUUUGCUGUUUCACAUUUAAUCUAAGUUUAACACACUUCUUAAGAAACAUCUCCUUUGUUUAAUGUUUGUGUUUAAAUGGUAGUGGAUCUUCAUAUGUAUUGUUGCCACCCCAAUCUCCAAGCAAUGUGAAAUUCCAUGGAUUCCAGGUUCAUGUUUCCUUUUGGAAUGAGGAACAGUGGAGACUGUGGUGUCUAUGAUAUAUUGUUUAUUUACACAUAUACACAACCUGAGCCUAUGAUGGAGGGGUUUUGCUUCCGCCAUAGCCAAACCUUGUAUUCAAGCAGAAAUCAGGCGUAACUUUGUAUCCCAGCUUCCCAGCCUGCACACUCUCUUCUACCUUUCAUCUCACGUAACUAAACUCUCAAUUCUGGCCUUUGUCUUUCUAGCUAACGGUUUGUUGAGGGAGGGAAGCCUUUGUCAUGCGGCACAGAGACACUUCCUUUUUUACCUUAAAGGUCCACACUUAGAGGGCCAUUAUCUUAUCAGGAAGUUAGCCUAGCUAUUCCAGGAAUUAAAUCCAUGCUGGAUCCAUGAAUUAGAAGGGGGGCAAGACAUACAGCCUUCUUUUCCCUCCAAACUCAUAACAGUAUUAAAACAAGAAGAAGAAGAAACAGGGAGGUCUUCAUCUGCUUCAAAGUCCAAGCCAGAGAAUAAAACAUAGCGGUAGUCAAGGUGGGAGAUGCCUAGAGAAUUUUAGGUAAGGGGAUAGAUAGCUGAACCAGUUGUAGGGAAACAGGAGUAGGGGAUCAAGAAUAAAGCAACAACUUCAUACUCUCUAAUAAGACCCUCUUAAAAUGCAGCUGAGCUUCUGUGUAUCUGCAACACUAAAGUUCAUUUUUUCAUGAUUGUAGAUUAUACCUCACAUUCUACUCUAUCACAUGCUUUUUCGGGAAAGUAAAAGAAGACUAGUUCCACUGCCUGGAUCUUAAUUGAGAGUUUUAAAAGAACCAAGCUUUUAAAUCUUUAACUCCAUAUUGGACUAAACUGACAUACCCAGGCAGAAGAGCAGUCCAACCACAGGGAGUGUUGGCGUAUUUAAGCAGAGUAACUAUUGCACAACAAAAAGCAUUUUGGGGAGACUGCAAAGUAUAAUCAGGAGUGGAUUUAAUUAAAGAAAAAUAACAGAAGUUACACUAAUCAUAAGAACUUUACAGAAACAUGACCCAUCCAGAGACCCACCACCCAGGGUACUGAGCAAGGUACGCAGACUACUCAUAUACUGUAUGCGAUUACUGACAUGCCUUAAAUCAAUACAAACUUAACAUCAGCUGCUGUACUGCCCCACAGCUGCAAAACUAGGUCACUACAUUUCCUUCUUUCUUUUAAAGAGAUACACAUUUCUGUGGAACAGUAAUGAAUCUCAAACUGUUCACUCAACAUUUCCCCUGCGGUUCAUUAUUGUGGAACAACAUCAAGCAUAUUUUGUACAUGUCUUUCAUGUGUGACCUUUGGAAGCAUUUUAGUAAAAAUAUCCGCAAUUUGACUGUCACCCGGAACAUACUGAAAUACAAUUGUUUCGCCAGCAAUCAUUUUCUUUACAAAUUGCAAAUGUAAUCUCAAUACUCUAGUGCGCUGUGUAUUAGUUUCUGAACACAGAAUAGCGAGUCUGCUCUGGGAAUCAAGAUAAACUUUCACUGGUAAUGUUACUUGCAUCUUCAAAUCUUCAGAUACUUGUAAAUACCAUUCAGUAUCACAAAUGGCCUGAACACAUGCGCACAGUUCACUCUCAGUUGUGGAGAGACAAAUAAUUGUUUCAUUUUGAGACUUCCAUUCAAAAAGACACCCGUUAUAAAAAAAACAUCAUACCAGACACACCUCUGUAAUUAUUUUGCUCCACUGCAUGAGAUGCAUCACAGAAAAUUUCAAAACCUUUGUCAAUCCAUGAUGUAAACUGCAACCUAUAAUGUUUUGUAUGUUUGAGAUACAUUACCACUCUUUUAAGAGUAGAAAAACAUUGCAUAGUGGGCUCUUCCACAAAUUUUGCCAGAAAAUGAAAAGCAUACGUUAUAUCUGGUCUUGAAAUUCUUUGAAUGAAAUUAAGCUUGCCUAUGGCAGAACGAUACACAUUUUGUUAAGAAAUGGCUUAUCUUCAUCUGUAAAUGUGAAACCACACACCAUAGGCUUUUGCCUUUCUCAAUUUGCAUGGAUAAGUAAUUUUUGUUGUUGUUGUUUAGUCGUUUAGUUGUGUCCAACUCUUCGUGACCCCAUGCACCAGAGCACACCAGGCACUCCUGUCUUGCACUGCCUCCCGCAGUUUGGUCAAACUCAUGUUCGUAGCUUCGAGAACACUGUCCAACCAUCUCGUCCUCUGUUGUCCCCUUCUCCUAGUGCCCUCAAUCUUUCCCAACAUCAGGGUCUUUUCUAUGCCCAAUUCAACCACAUCAAAUUUUCUCUGUAACUGUGACACUAUUUGUUUAUAUUCCUGUUUAGUUUUUGUAGAAGUUAACACGCCAUCUACAUAAACACAUAUUUUUGUUACAGAAUUUGCAUUUCCUUUUACAAACACACAGUUGCCUGCUUUUCCUUGCGAAAAACCAAAAUGCAGUAAUUCUUUCGCCAAUGAUUGCUGCCAGUUUCUCCCACUCUGGUGCAAACCAUAAAGAGAUUUAUUUAGUUUGCAUACCAAUCCUUCAGCAGCAUUUACACCAUCAGGAAUUCACAUAAAAAUUUGUUAUUUUAAAUCUGCAAACAAAUAUGCAGUUUUUAUAUCUAAAUGAUAAAGAGAAUGUCCACGCUGGGAUGUGUCUUUUAACAAAAGCUUAACUGUCUCAUAUUUUACACUUUGUGAGUAACAUAAAUCAUAAUCCUUGCCUGGAACUUGUUGAAAUCGCCUGGCUACUAAUCUUGCCUUGUACCUUACCACUUCAUUCUUGUCAUUCAUUUUAACUUUAUAAACCCACUUUGAGUCAAUUACUCUCAUAUCUGGGGUUUGUGGUACAAGAGUCCAAGUGUUAUGCUCUUUUAAAGAAGUUAUCUCAGAAUCCAUUUCUUUAUACCAAUUCACAGC